AUGUCGAUGCACGGGAAAAGAAAAGAGAUUUACAAGUACGAGGCUCCAUGGACCGUGUACGCCAUGAACUGGAGCGUGAGGCCGGACAAACGGUUCCGCCUGGCCCUGGGAAGCUUCGUGGAGGAAUACAACAACAAGGUGCAGUUGGUGGGGCUGGAAGAGGAGAGUUCUGAGUUUGUCUGCAGAAACACGUUCGAUCACCCGUAUCCCACCACCAAGAUCAUGUGGAUCCCCGACACAAAGGGAGUGUACCCCGACCUUCUGGCCACAAGCGGGGACUACCUGCGUAUCUGGAGGGUCAGUGACACAGAGACUCGGCUCGAGUGUCUCCUCAACAACAACAAGAACUCAGACUUCUGCGCUCCUCUGACCUCUUUUGACUGGAAUGAGGUGGACCCCAACCUGCUGGGCACCUCCAGCAUCGACACCACGUGUACCAUCUGGGGCCUGGAGACAGGUCAGGUCCUGGGCCGAGUCAACCUGGUGUCGGGUCACGUGAAGACACAGCUCAUCGCCCACGACAAAGAGGUGUAUGACAUCGCCUUCAGCCGGGCUGGAGGGGGGCGGGACAUGUUUGCGUCUGUGGGGGCUGAUGGUUCUGUUCGAAUGUUCGACCUGCGGCACCUGGAGCACUCCACCAUCAUCUAUGAAGACCCUCAGCACCACCCUCUGCUCAGACUCUGCUGGAACAAGCAGGACCCCAACUACCUGGCAACCAUGGCCAUGGACGGCAUGGAGGUGGUGAUCCUGGACGUGCGAGUGCCCUGUACUCCGGUGGCGCGCCUCAAUAAUCACCGUGCCUGUGUCAACGGCAUCGCCUGGGCUCCUCACUCCUCCUGCCACAUCUGCACCGCGGCGGACGACCACCAGGCUCUGAUCUGGGACAUCCAGCAGAUGCCGAGGGCGAUAGAGGACCCCAUCCUGGCCUACACCGCUGAGGGGGAGAUCAACAAUGUCCAGUGGGCCUCCACACAACCAGACUGGAUUGCCAUCUGCUACAACAACUGCCUGGAGAUACUACGGGUGUGA
Messenger RNA from Knipowitschia caucasica, 1029 nucleotides. The record is from the annotation of a GenBank genome assembly. NCBI's taxonomy places the organism in Eukaryota, Metazoa, Chordata, Actinopteri, Gobiiformes, Gobiidae.